Papilio machaon (common yellow swallowtail) is the source of this 2537-nucleotide messenger RNA. RefSeq names its product 5'-3' exonuclease PLD3-like. Gene Ontology annotation, molecular function: catalytic activity. The coding region runs from base 69 to 1829 and encodes 586 amino acids. NCBI's taxonomy places the organism in Eukaryota, Metazoa, Arthropoda, Insecta, Lepidoptera, Papilionidae. The record is from RefSeq and is a predicted model, not a curated record. The transcript has 11 exons.
CCGGCAAGUCGCACGUCGCUGUCAAAAACAGAAAUACAAUAACUUCCAUACGCGAUUCUUGAAUAAAAAUGCCUUCGCUUUGGGACUAUUUACAUUUCAAUAGACAGUAUUCAAAUAAGAGAAACUUAGAGGAGGGUCUAUUCCAGAUUGCUUCACAGACUUGUAAUAUUUUGGUAAAGGUUAACAACACGAAUAACAUAAAUUUGACGAGGAACGAUCGCAGCGACGAGUACGGAUGCGCUGGCCCCCCUAAAGGAAAAAGUUCGAUGCAGAUAUGCGUACCCAAGUUUAGGAAGAAUUCUAUAACUUCCGGUUGUAAUCCAGGAUUAUCGACUGUAUUAGAAUCGGGGAGUGUGGGGAACGCGUCAUCCUCUGAUGAGGAGCUCGAGCAGUGGGAGCAAAUUUUCAUGAUGAGGGAUGAAAAUGGAAACAGCUAUAAUGACAAAAGAAAGAAACGCAGCAUAUGGUGUCGGCCAUCAUGUAUCCCUGUUUCUAUAGUCAUCUUGUUGAUAAUUCUUGUUGUGCUUGUGCCAUUGCUGGACCAGCCCAAUGUACCACAUGCGGCUUCAAGUCAGGAACCUGUCACUGUACAUUGCUCAGAUGAGUGUAGAUUAUCCUUAGUAGAGAGUAUACCAGAAGGGCAUAUGUAUCCUCCAAAUAUGACGCAUACACCUACAAAAAAUGUUUGGUUAGAUUUAAUAGAUGAAGCUCAAACAACAAUAGAAAUAGCCUCUUUUUAUUGGUCACUUAGGUUUAAUGAAUUUUAUCCAUAUAAUUCUUCUAUAGAGGGCGAGCAAGUGUUCCAAGCACUAUACGCCGCCGGGUCAAAAAGGAAGAUUGAUUUGAAAAUUGCUCAAAAUUGGCCCAGUAAAGACUAUCCUAAUAUAGAUACAGAGUAUUUAGUUAAGAAAAAAGCGGCGCAGGUAAGAAGUUUAAACUUCUCCAAGCUGUUGGGGGGUGGAGUUCUCCACACCAAGUUUUGGAUUGUGGAUAGAACGCAUUUUUACAUCGGCAGUGCUAACAUGGACUGGCGAUCGCUCACUCAGGUGAAAGAGCUGGGAAUUGUGGCUUAUAACUGUUCGUGUAUGGCCACCGAUUUGGGGAAAAUAUUUGAUGUGUACUGGCAGCUGGGGGUGGCCGACUCGGUGCCGGCCACGUGGCCGCCCGCGCUGGCCACUGAUAUCAACAUGCAGCGCCCCGCCAACAUCAGCGACGGACAGCGCAGCUACGGCGCCUACAUCACGAGCUCACCGCCGCCGUUCAGUCCGGCGGGACGCAGUGCGGACGACGACGCCAUCGUUUCCAUCAUAGAGUCGGCCGAGCGGUUCAUAUACAUUGCGGUGAUGGACUACGCGCCCGCACUCGUAUACACGCACAAGCUCGAGUACUGGCCUAAGAUAGACGAUGCGAUCCGCGCGGCGGCACUAGAGCGGCGCGUGCGCGUGCGCCUGCUCAUCAGCUGGUGGUCGCACUCCUUGCCUGCGCAGGACCACUUCCUGCGCUCUCUCACCGCGCUCUCGCAAGCUUUGCCCGGAGUGGAUAUACAAGUGAAACGUUUUGUAGUGCCAUCUACACCCGAUCAGGACAAGAUACCGUUCGCGCGCGUCAACCACAACAAGUACAUGGUGACAGACCGCACCGCUCUCAUCGGCACCUCCAACUGGUCCGGGGACUACUUUACCACCACCGCGGGCGUCUCCUUUGUCUUCCAGGACCUGGAGGAGGGAGGAGGCCCUCACAACGGCACCAAGGACAUAAGGAUGCAGCUGCAGGAGGUCUUCGAGAGGGACUGGACCUCGCCCUACGCCGUGCCCCUCUUGAAAUUAUAGCGGGACAUUCCUCAAACCAAAUGUCAUCUUGAAAAACCUGCCAAUACUUUUAUGUAAAUGUGUUUUAUCUAAUUUAUUUUAAUGUGUGUAUGGAAAAUUAUGAUACUUUAUUUGGAUUAAACAGAAUUAUAUCUCUAUCUAAUCUCUAUAUAUCAUCGGCGUAUAUAAUAUGCUUUGCGUAAAUAAAACAUUGAUUAAUGUCAUAUAAAAUAUAGGAUCGAGAUGUGAGCCCUGGGGAACUCCUGUAGGUAUAUUUAAGAAAUUUGAACGCUAUCCUCCUAUUACUACAACUUGAGACCGGUUUGUGAGAUAAUAAUUAACCCAUCUGAGCAAAUCUCCAUGGAUACCAAGUUGCUGAAGCUUUGUGAGAAGUAUGUGUGAUCAAAACGAUCGAAUGCUUUCUCGAAAUCAGUGUAUAUCGCAUCAAUUUGACCUCCACCCUCUAAAGUAUAAGAUUCAAAAAUAUUUUGUAAUCUUAUCUUGAUAGCAAAAAUAUUCGAUCUACACUUUUGUUUGUGGCUUUAUUUUUGGGACCAAGACAUGUAUUGUGUGGAAUUCGAUCAAACAGUAUAUAUAUAUAAUGUUUUAUUUUUCAAGGAAAACUGCGUAAGGGAUAAUUAAGGGGUGACCAAAUAGAGCAUCCAUUUGUGUGUUAGACAACUACAUAAAUGUAAUGCGACAAUUUUACAAUUUAUUGAACUUUAAUGU